AACAAAGAAUGAAAUGUAACUAAUUUGUAUUUGUAAGAUUGUAACAUUGAAAUAUGAAUUGAUUAUGAUACUACUGCUAGUACUAAUAUUUGAAAAUUUAUACCUUGAUGAAACAGUUGUUGACUUGAGCAUGAGGCUUUAGAGUUGAGGACGAUGUGACAGUUUAAUGAAACAUGAAAUUCACGACCAGAAAUUUCAUUACAUUGGGCGUAAAGGCCUUUAAACUGAUGUUCGAUGUGAUCAAGCAUCCACAACUGGUUGACAGAUAUAAACAUUUUAAGAAGCUUUCUUGUACAUGUAGACUCUACUGUGUCAAGGCAUUAAGAAGUAAAAAACCAAAAUCUGAGAUUCAAAGGCAACAUUAUCAUUUUAUUGAUCGACAUCAAGUGAAAGUUAUUGGAGGAGAUGGGGGAAAUGGAUGCAUCUCAUUUUUGAGGCUUUUUAAAAACCCAAUUGCUGGUCCUGAUGGUGGUGAUGGAGGAAAUGGAGGUCAUAUUAUUUUUGAAGCCAAUCGGAAUAUAAAGUCUUUGAACCAUGUGGAGGCCAUUGUGAAAGGAGAGGUUGGUGGGAAUGGGAAAGGUAAAGAUAUGCAUGGAGCAAAUGGUGAACACAUCAUAGUUCAGGUACCUAUGGGUACAUCUAUUAGAGAAAACUCUCAAGUUGUAGGAGACCUUGAUACAGAAGGUGCAAGGUUUGUUGCAGCAAAAGGGGGAGCAGGUGGUAAAGGAAAUCAUUUCUUCUUGAGUAAUGAGAAUCGACAUCCCAAUGUAGCUGAACUUGGAGCUUUAGGUGAAGAACGUGUUUACAUACUAGAAUUGAAGAUAGUAGCUCAUGCAGGCUUGGUGGGGUUUCCAAAUGCAGGAAAAUCAUCUCUAUUGCGAGCAAUUUCAAGAGCACGUCCAAAAGUUGCAUCUUACCCAUUCACAACUCUCAGCCCACAUGUGGGCAUUGUUCAUUAUGAUGAUUAUGAACAAGUAGCAGUGGCAGACUUACCUGGACUGAUAUCUGGAGCCCACCAGAAUCGAGGACUGGGAUUAUUUUUUCUUAGGCACAUUGAACGAUGUGUUUUCCUACUGUAUGUAGUGGAUCUGUCUCGGCCUUCUCCACUUGACCAAGUUUUUAGUCUAAAGUUUGAACUAGAACAGUACCAAACAGGCUUGUCCAACAGGCCACAUGCCAUUAUAGCCAAUAAAGUCGACUUACCUGAAUCUGCAAGCAACCUGAAAGAACUCGAACAAGGUGCAAAUAUGCCAGUUUUUCCCAUUUCAGCAAAACUUGGUACAAACAUUGGUUCAGUGCUUAGACAUAUAAGAGAACUUUAUGAUCAGCAUAAUAAAGACAAGUUGCAGUGGUAAAUGGUGAAAACUGCCUUACCUACAGAUUUAUAGUUUGAACAGCUAGUUAUAUUUAUGUAAUUACUAACUUGCACAAUAUAUGCCAGAUUUGAAACUUAUCAAAAGCUAGAAAUGAGGCAUCCUCUUGAAAUUUUUGUGUGAUAACUGUAGUCAUCCGAGAGGUAAUUUUUAUGGGAAAAACAAAAGCCAGUAAGUUUACCAGCACUAUCCUUAACUGAACAUGUUUUUAUGAAUGGUUGUUAAUAAACUGCAUAGACCAUAUGAGGUAAGAAAUAUUUUGUAGGGGAGGAUAAUUCUACAUUUUGAAAUCUUAUGUCAAAAACUUCACUUGUUGAUAAUUCCUAUCAUAUAGCUUGCUUUUUGCUUGAAGGUUUUAUUGAAAGUUGGGAAAUUAAAUUUAUAUUUGAAAUGAACAUUCUUUAGAGAUUAAAAGAAUAAGGUUUUGGCUCUUUAUAACUUGCUUUAUUUACAGCUGAACAUAGAUAUGGAAUAAAAAUCUAGUUUGUGGGAAAUCUUGUUAGACUCAGUUUCUAAAUUGAUUGUAAAAAAAAUGUUUAUUUCUAGGCAUAAUGUAUGGUGAAAAACCAAGCCCAAUCUAUCAAGUAUUGAGUUAAACACCAUGCUCACAUUAAGAUUCCUUUAAAUUUAAUAAAUUAUUUUUUCACAAUGGUUAUGAACUGUUCUAACUGUAAUAAUGAGACAAACUAUUUGUGGGCCUUACGUGAUAGGAAAAUGGAAGAUUCUGGCUUAAGGCAUUAGCAAGCUACCGUCUAACAGUGCUUUACCCAGUCCUUUCAAAUUAACAGCAAUGUAGUUUAAAAAUGAGAAACUUGGAUUAACAGCUUGAAAAUUUACAUUGCCAUCAGAUAAUUUUGACUCAAGCAGUACCUUAGAUAAUUUUUUAUUAGCUGUAGAUGAUUGAAGCUUCUUCCGCAGAAGUUAAUGUGAUGGGCAUAGUAAGCAGAAUCCUCAGUGCAAUGAAUGAUUGUUAGAACACUUCUUUUAAGCCAUUUUUGUGGAGAAAGUUUAAUAUUUCCAUGGCUGUUGAAUUGGAUGGAAGCAUUCCUGGCAAACAUUGGAGCUUAUCAAAUAUCUCAUAAUCAUUAGUAUCUGUA
Messenger RNA from Limulus polyphemus (Atlantic horseshoe crab), 2470 nucleotides. RefSeq names its product mitochondrial ribosome-associated GTPase 2-like. Lineage: Eukaryota; Metazoa; Arthropoda; Merostomata; Xiphosura; Limulidae. The record is from RefSeq and is a predicted model, not a curated record. The transcript is spliced from 7 exons. Gene Ontology annotation, cellular component: mitochondrion. The coding region runs from base 174 to 1355 and encodes 393 amino acids. Gene Ontology annotation, molecular function: GTP binding; magnesium ion binding; GTPase activity.